This is a messenger RNA of Stylophora pistillata, 2288 nucleotides long. Its product is annotated as chymotrypsinogen A. Gene Ontology annotation, molecular function: serine-type endopeptidase activity. Gene Ontology annotation, biological process: proteolysis. Lineage: Eukaryota; Metazoa; Cnidaria; Anthozoa; Scleractinia; Pocilloporidae. The record is from RefSeq and is a predicted model, not a curated record.
CCACUUCCAGCUAAACAAAAACAACAGCAUAGGACAAGAUCACGAAAAUGUAUAAUCAUUUAAUCAGAAAAAGUUACCAUGAAGAAUUAAUCACGUUUUUGAUGGUUUUUGCGAAAUUGGCAGGGAUAUGUCAUGUCUGUUGAUACUCUAUGCUCUUCCUUUCUAUCAACUGGCUUAGGAGGUAGUCAAGUUGGUGAUCCACAAACGAAAGGCGACCCACGGAAUUGGAAAUCACAAUGUUUCUGGCCCAUUUUUUAUUCCGGGUUUUGUUAAUGUUUGCAGUGACGCAGUUUGUCAGCUCAGCAAACACACGUAGAUGUGACUCUUCACUGAAACAAAGCAACAACAAAGUUAUUGUAAGCUGGCCCAUCAACGUCAGGGCUUUUACGCCUGAUCCUUAUACAGAUAUAUGCUUUGGAAAGGCCUCUAAAGGAAACGCUGUUUCGAUCUUGUGCUGGAACAAAGCUACAAACUCCUUUACGUUUUCUAACCACAGUGCUUCAUUGUCGUCCUGUGACUGGUGCAAGAACAUCGUUACAAAUCCACAAGCACAGGAGCAGCAUGAUGGUUCUGUCCGAGUGUCAGUGGAGGUGGCCUUGGCAGGAACUUUUGGCCAGUUGGUAUAUUGGUACAUAAUUUGGAACGGUGAAUACAACAGGGUCAUCAAUGAAAUGCUCCUUUGCAUCUAUAAAAUAGAAAGCUUUGACUGUGGUAAGAAACCACCUCUUCCCAAGAUAUUGGGUGGAACAGACGCAGUACCGGGGGAGUGGCCUUGGCACGUGUCUCUAAAACAUACAGAUAAGGCACACUUUUGCGGUGGCUCGGUAAUCAGCCCGCGAUGGAUUGUGACAGCGGCUCACUGCUUUGACAGCUUUGAUACAAAAGAUGUCAGCAUUGUUGCAGGCAAAUAUCAUCUUUCAAGGACAGACGGUUUCGAGCAAGAACUUCCCAUCAAAAGGCUUUUCAAACAUCCUCGAUAUAGCGUGACCUGUAGGUACAACUACGAUGUGGCACUACUGGAGCUAAACGGGACUCUAAAGCUUAACAAUAGAGUGGGGUCAGUGUGCCUUCCUGACGCUGAGUUUGAUCCUGGUACCAGCUGCUACAUUACUGGUUGGGGAACAUCGGAACACGGUGUUAAGAAAACGUCUAAGAUUUUGAAACAGGCAAGACUUCCCCUCGUGUCGCGUGAUAUCUGUAAGAGAAGCUACAAGGACCUCCGACGUUCAGGCUUCUGCGUCACGAAACGCAUGCGCUGUGCAGGUUACGCCGAAGGGGGUGUUGACGCCUGUCAAGGAGAUAGUGGAGGACCGCUGGUCUGUCGGAGGAAAAGAAAAUGGUAUCUGAUGGGCGUGAUCAGCUGGGGUGUUGGGUGUGGAGAAGCAGGACGUUACGGAGUGUACGGUGAUGUUUUGAGGCUCAAGCACUGGAUACAAAAUGUGAUACAAGAUUCAUAAGAACACAAGCCACCAGAGAUCGUUUCAUUUUGUUUGCUUGACUUUAGAGUUCCGCUGCGCGCUUUUCUUAGUUGCUCCAAUAUCUAAGGUUUUCGUGGAGGGUAUCGUCAGAUUACCUUCCUAUUGUUGAUUGGCCUCGACUGUUACUGACCGUGAGGUCUUAAAUGGCCGGAGAUCUCAAGGUUUUUCUGCCGUCAUUGACAGUCCCAACCGAUCACACCCUUCUCACGCUAUUGGCUUGUCUUUAUUCCUCUGGUCUACCACUGAAUUUCAAUUAGCUGGCCAUAAUGAAGAUCGAAUUCGACACAACAAAGAUGCAAUGGCUUUGGUUGUACUAGUUAAAGGUCUUCCAUGAAGUACCUAACCUCUAUUUAGUCACACAGAUCCAACAUCAAGAAUUUUGGAGCGAGCGCUCAUUUUGGAAGGUCGAACUCAAAAGAUUGUGAGUGACAUUCAAGUCCUACUAUGGCCUAUGAGUGGAGUUGAUUUGACUUUUUUUUAGGCAUGUUUAAUUGAGAUACGUACCUCGUUAUAGUUCAGGUGGUAAUUCUACAAACCACCACUAGGUUUUCUGAUAUGGAUUGAAUUGACCGAAGAGAAAUAGAUAAGCUAGCUGUUUCAGUUGUAUUUUGGAAAGUUUCUUUGGAGUGUAAAUGAUCCUGAACAUUACAGAUAGUAGCUGUAACGUUUCCGAAACUUGGUCUACGAUAGGUGAAAAUAUCAUCCUUGAAAAGUCUUCAUACAGGAGUCGUUUUAACUCAUAUUAAGGAAGAAACACCAAGGUGUAUCAAGCACAGCGACUUCGUGCAUUAAAUUACUCAGUUGUAAAUA